ACAGUCUGCAAGCUGUUAUUUUUUUUGUCAGCUGGUCGCUGCGACUCUCGGCUAACAAAACAACAACAAGUUCACUCGAGCCAUUAAUUACAGACAGCUUCAAGAAUGAGUGAACCGAGAACUCGGACUCAACGGCACGAAGUUGACAAACUUUAACCGAGAAGUCCUCCGCAACCGCGUCUUCUUGGCGAGCCCGAUGAAAGCGAGAGGAUUGUUGUUCUAGCUCGCUGGCUAACAUUAGCUAUUUGUCUGGUUGAGGUACCGACAUGGCUACUCGAGAGAUGUCUUCACGGUACACGUAUCGUCGCCCGCCGUCAAGCAUAAAGCAGGAGCAGGAUGACGACUCGGACUCGGAGGCCCAGCUGCUGGGCCUGAAGAGGUUGGACGGGCUGGAGUCUCAGAUCAUCCACAGCGGACACUUCAUGGUGUCAUCGCUGCAUAUCGAGCACCCUCCGAAGAAAGGCUACGACUUCGACACUGUCAACAAACAGACCUGUCAGACCUAUCACUUCGGCAAUGCGAGGAUGUCACAUCUCUCCAUAGACGCUUCGCUGACCAAACUCUUCGAGUGCAUGACUCUUGCGUACAGUGGUAAUUUGGUAUCUCCCAAAUGGAAGAACUUCAGAGGUCUAAAACUGCUUUGGAGAGACAAGAUCCGCCUCAACAACGCCAUAUGGAGGGCCUGGUAUAUGCAGUAUGUGGAGAAAAGGGAGAAUCCUGUUUGUCACUUUGCAACUCCCCUGGAUGGAAGCAUGGACUUGUACGUCCGUCGUCCUGCUGAGGGCAGUGCCCCAGAUGGGAUAUGCUGGAAAAGACGAAUUGAAAUCGUCAUCAGAGAAUACCACAAGUGGAGAACAUACUUUAAAAAAAGGUUACAGAAGCACAAGGAUGAUGACCUCUCAAGCUUGCUUAAGGGACCAGAGGAGCAGUUAUUGCUGUUUGGGGAAGUCUCUCCAGACAUGCUCCGUGUCUCCUUUUAUCAGGAUGAAGACACUGCUGUGCGCCGCCUGCCUCGUAGGCAUAAUGAAACGCCUGACCCUAUGGAGAUGGACCCCCUCUUUGACAUGGAUGUCCUGAUGUCUGAGUUUUCAGACACGUUGUUCUCUACGUUGGCCUCGCACCAGCCCAUAGCCUGGCCUAAUCCACGGGAGAUUGCACACGCAGGGAACGCAGACAUGAUCCAACCAGGACUCAUCCCUUUACAACCUAACCUAGACUUCAUGGACUCUUUUGAUCCACUGCAAGACUUAUUUCACAGCCUCCGUCAGCCUGCCUUCCCCUCUGUUUCACCCACUGCAACAUCUGUCACCCUUCAACCCAGCAGCAGCUCACAGUCGCAGGCCCAGUUAAUGUCCUCCAUGCUCACAAGCAACAACAUCUCCCCUCCUGGCCCUCUGCCCAUCCCCUCUCCCAUGGCCAGUCAAACCAGUCGAACAGGUGGUGGUGGUGGUGGUGGUGGUGGUGGUGGUGCAGCUGGUGGUGGUGACGCUGCUGCCUAUGUACAAAACUACCUGCCUCUGUUUCCUGGGCAUUUGUCGCCCAGGGAUCAAGCAGCAGUUUCCUCAGUCUCUCAGCCAUUAUCCCAUGAUCCUCUGGCACAGUGCCUUCCAAGUCAGGACAUGGCCUCAGCAGCACCCAUGGUUUCAUCGUCCUUGGACAACGCCUCAGCGCUGGAUGAGACUGUAGAACCAUCUGUGAUUACACACAAGACCUCCUCUACUGUUAAACUCAGCGACGCAGCAGCCGCCUUCAGCCACGCCUCAGACUAUAGCUCCAUAUCCACACAACCUCCACCUCCUCCUUCUCAACUUCAGCCCUUGGCUCCAUUAACUGCCACAAGCGUCCAACACCCUCAGACUUUCGCCCUGCCUCGGCCCUUUCAGUCAUCCAGUGCCAACAAAAACCGCCCUGUGCAAAGGAUUGCUCCUGCUAACACCCUCCCCCCCUCCCACCUCAUCCUCACAGCCCCGUUCCCAGGUCAUGCCAAUGCUGUGAUUGUUACACCAUCGCCUCUGAAAGCAGAUGUGGUCCGUAAUACUGGAGUGGUCAUCGCUCCUUCUCAGAUUGGAGCGACUCCUGGAUUUCACGUUUUGUCUCAGACACAGAAGUCUCCCCAGCAGAUUGUCCCCAAAGGAAAGUCUUCCAGCCGCAAAAGCCAGAAAGCCUCCUCCUGUGUCGGUCACAGUCAGCCUGGAUCAGGUCAAGGAUCCCCGCAUGCGUUAGAUCAGGUUCCUAGUCCCCAGUCACUGAUCAGCAGCAGCACUUCACCUUUGGAAAAGAAUGAACAAAAUCAGAGCCGGAGGACAACAUGCAUAUCUGCUGAGCAAAAGAGACGAUCAAACAUAAACAUUGGCUUUAAAACACUCUGCAACGUGGUCCCCACUCUAAAGUCCCAAUCAAAUAUCAGUAAUGCAGUCACAUUGCAGAAGACUAUGGAUCACAUUUGGAAGCUGCAACAGGAGAGGCAGCAGAUGCUGGAAGAGGUCAAGAGGCUACGAGAGGAGAUAGAGGAGAUCAACACCUCCAUUAGCUCGUGUCAGGAACAGCUGCCUGCAACAGGGGUCCCUAUCAGGCGAAAUCGCUCCGACCACAUGCAGGGGAAGUUCAAUGAAUAUGUGAAGAACCGCACUCUUCAGAACUGGAAGUUCUGGAUUUUCAGCAUCAUUAUCAAGCCUCUCUUUGAGUCGUUCAAUGGGAUGGUGUCAACUACGAGCAGGGCAGAGCUCUGUCAGACCACAUUGCAAUGGCUCGAUCGUCACUGCUCCCUUCCAGCGCUCAGACCCAUGGUGCUGAGUACCCUCCGCCAGCUGAGCACAACCACGUCCAUACUUAGUGAUCCGUCUCUGCUGCCUGAAGAAGCCACCCAGGCUGUCACUCAUACAGACGGGUGGCCUUGCUCUCAGAGGUGAUGAGGUGACCCAGAAGCCACCUGAACCCUUUGAUAGCAAUCAUCAAAAUGACACAUCACUAGUUUACCUUACAGGCAUUCAGCAAGGCCAUCACUUCUUCCACAGAUGAAAUGACUUUAAAUAAAAGGAUAAAUGUAAGCUAGGUCUGGUUUACUUUUACUCUGUAUGUACGAUGGUCAUGUUGAUGUUGAUUCUGAGAAAGAGCAAUGUCAAAUGAGCUGCCGCACUUCCUGUGGCAAGCUCAGUUGCCGCAGUUUGGGAGAGUUGCCACGGCAGUUGCUGGUUUUAUGCCUUUAUUUUUCGUUUGAGGUCCUUGAGCUUAUGACUGUUGGUAGUUGUAAUUGGUUUAGUUAAAAAAAUGCCGAAUUGUAAUAUUAUGGCUGAUCGUUAUGAUUAAAUCCAGCUAAUAUAGGCUACUCUCAGGGACCUUAAUGUAUUGUCACAUAUUGUCAAAUUAUGAAAAAUAAAGCCUUAAAACCGGCAACUGUCGUGGCAGCUGAGCUUGCCACAGGAAGUGCCGGUGCUAGCUCCCGCUGCCACAAUUUGAGCCAGAUCCUACUGGAGAUCCUUGGGAAUGAUGCACACAGGGAGGCCGAUCUUUGACAUUACAUUUAUAACAAUUGUGGCUUUUCUGAUAUUGUAUUUGAAUGACAGCAGCUAAUACUAAACUUGAGGAGUUACUAGAUACUUUAGUGAAAGGUGGUACUGGUUGUUUGCUUUUUGAACAAUUAUAUAUUUGAAUUUGAAUCACUUUUAUAAUGUAAAAACACAACAUUGUGUUAAAAAGGGAAGUAUUGCGUGACUGUUCAUUUUAUGUACUCACUCAGUUGUACAAAGUGUAUGGAUAGGAUGCUUUUUUCACAAGGAGAUGAGAUGAAUGUGGGAUUUUUUUUAGGACUAGCUGCAGUAUAGUUUGUGUGUUUUGAAAGCUCUGAAACCUCCCAAAAAGGUUUCACAUCGGAUCGUCUGAAACAUAGUUGCUCAUGGGCUGGUGCUUGAUUGUCACAAGAAAGCUGAGACCGUAAUUGUCUUUUUCACCCCUCAUUUACUCAGGUGAAUGCCGUUUAGACCAUUAACAAUAGUGAGUUAUUGGUGGGAUCUCACCCAUGCUGAACAUCUUCCUUCCUACUUUGCCCAUUUCCAGUAAGUUCAACUGCAAAUUGUACAAGAAAGCAGUCAUCUUAAAUACAGCAUGUUACAUACAUGGGUUUCUACUGGGCGGCUCACAGCAUAAUGGAGAGAUAUUACUUAAAGCCCUCAUAGGGAGCAUAACUGAAAUAGCAGUACAGAUUAUUUAUAUACUACAGUGUUUCAAGAUCUUAACUGAAUGCACAGUAGUUGUAGGCGUCUUCCUGUUCUUUGUUGAUUACUCAGGGAUGCGCUGGUCAGCGUAAUUGUUUUCCAUUCAGCUAUGAACAAAUCGAGUCAGAGUCCUUUACAUCAGGAAAACAUGUCCGUAUAAGGGUACAGGUUACGUCACAUGGUUUGAUUUACCUGUUGUUCCCCCCUCUUAAUUACACUAAUUUAUAAGGUGUGCUAAUGACAGACGGGAGAAAACAAUCAGUAUGCCAUGUGAAAAUAUACAGCACACAGAAAGAGUAGUCUACCCGUCCAUUCAGUUAAUUGUUUGUGUUACUGAAAUCAUGUUUGACAGUGUGCUCUGUUGACUGCUUGAGAAUUAGACAAUGUGCAGAUUUACUCUGCAUGUCUGACGUACGGCCUUAAAGUCACGUGAUCUCUGCAGGCUAAUUAGUCUUGUCUUUUUUUUUUUUUAUUAUUUGUGUUCAGCACUCCUCAGGCAGACGUUGAUUUUGUGACUUGUGUUUUUACUUUCUUUUCUGCACAACAACUCAGUUUACUAUGAGUUUUACGGUAGCAAAUGGCACUACAGAAUUUGGAGCUUUUUGAGUGUUUUAUUUUGAAUUGCAGAUUGUUUUUAAUUGUCGAUUUCACUUUUUUACAAGAUAGAAAUAAUUUACCUGUUGAUGUAAACAGUGCUCAAUUUACAGCAAGACAGGAAAGGCAGUCAUCAAAAUUCAACACGUUACGGUAAUGCAAAUCAAAAA
Anarrhichthys ocellatus (wolf-eel) is the source of this 4975-nucleotide messenger RNA. It is a transcript of the gene mlxip, whose product is annotated as MLX interacting protein. Gene Ontology annotation, biological process: regulation of transcription by RNA polymerase II. The record is from RefSeq and is a predicted model, not a curated record. NCBI's taxonomy places the organism in Eukaryota, Metazoa, Chordata, Actinopteri, Perciformes, Anarhichadidae. The coding region runs from base 267 to 2909 and encodes 880 amino acids. Gene Ontology annotation, molecular function: RNA polymerase II cis-regulatory region sequence-specific DNA binding; protein dimerization activity; DNA-binding transcription factor activity, RNA polymerase II-specific. The transcript has 17 exons. Gene Ontology annotation, cellular component: nucleus.